Messenger RNA from Solea solea (common sole), 725 nucleotides. It is a transcript of the gene atp5f1d, whose product is annotated as ATP synthase F1 subunit delta. The record is from RefSeq and is a predicted model, not a curated record. Bases 115 to 597 code for a protein of 160 amino acids. Gene Ontology annotation, biological process: proton motive force-driven ATP synthesis. The transcript has 5 exons. Gene Ontology annotation, molecular function: proton-transporting ATP synthase activity, rotational mechanism. Lineage: Eukaryota; Metazoa; Chordata; Actinopteri; Pleuronectiformes; Soleidae.
UGGGUAGGUUACCAACGUCCUUGUCUCGCCAAGCACAGCACACUGACCGCCUGCACGGAAAGUCUUGGGGAUACCUGCUAUUCGCUUGCACUUGAAUACAACCCUGUUUCAGACAUGAUGGCAGCAAGAUUUCUCCGCCGCGCUCUGCCCGCGCUGAGGCAGACUCGCUGCUACGCCGAGGUAGCUUCGGGUUCCCCGCAGAUGUCCUUCACGUUCGCCUCCCCCUCACAGGUGUUUUUCAAAGAGGUCAAUGUGAAACAGGUGGAUGUGCCCACACUUACUGGUGCGUUUGGUAUCCUUCCUGCCCACGUGCCCACCCUGCAGGUGCUCAGACCCGGCGUUGUCACAGUCUUCGGUGAUGACGGCUCCACAGCUAAAUAUUUUGUGAGCAGUGGGUCAGUAACGGUCAAUGCCGACUCUUCAGUGCAGCUGCUCGCAGAGGAGGCUGUUCUCUUGGACCAGCUCGACAUUGCAGCUGCCAAGGCCAACCUGGAGAAAGCCCAGUCUCAAUUGGCCGGCACAUCUGACGAGGCAGCGAAGGCCGAAGUUCAGAUCAGCAUAGACGCCAACGAAGCCAUCGUCAAGGCUCUGGAAUAGACUUGUGGUAAUGUUUCCUGUUUGGAAAUCAAUGGCUCAUCAGUCCACCUCAGUCAUGUUCAUGUCCAGAGGCUUUCGUGCUUGCUUUGUACAGUGGAUGAAAUUAAAAAUAAAUUUAUUUGGAAUUA